Molecule: messenger RNA, 1311 nt
Organism: Elephantulus edwardii (Cape elephant shrew)
Lineage: Eukaryota; Metazoa; Chordata; Mammalia; Macroscelidea; Macroscelididae
Gene: VDAC2
Product: voltage-dependent anion channel 2
Exons: 10
Coding region: 137-1021 (294 amino acids)
Biological process (GO): monoatomic anion transmembrane transport
Cellular component (GO): mitochondrial outer membrane
Molecular function (GO): voltage-gated monoatomic anion channel activity
Source: RefSeq, a predicted model, not a curated record
ACGGUGUCUCCUUCACUUCGCCCUCCAGCCGCGGCACCUGCAGCUCUACUUUGAGCGAGUCGGGCGGCCUCAGCUGCGAGCAGAGCGGCGCGGCGGCCCUUCUCGGAGACCACCAGAUCUCUUCCCUCGUCUCGCCAUGGCGACCUACGGGCAGAGCUGCGCGCGGCCAAUGUGCAUUCCUCCAUCCUAUGCUGACCUUGGUAAAGCUGCCAGAGAUAUUUUCAACAAAGGAUUUGGUUUUGGGUUGGUGAAACUAGAUGUGAAAACAAAGUCAUGCAGUGGAGUGGAAUUCUCAACAUCUGGUUCAUCAAAUACAGACACUGGUAAAGUUACUGGGACCUUGGAGACCAAAUAUAAAUGGUGUGAGUAUGGGCUGACUUUCACAGAAAAAUGGAACACUGAUAAUACUCUGGGAACAGAAAUCGCAAUUGAAGACCAGAUCUGCCAAGGUUUAAAAUUGACUUUUGAUACUACCUUCUCACCAAACACAGGAAAAAAAAGUGGUAAAAUCAAGUCUUCUUACAAGAGGGAGUGCAUAAACCUUGGUUGUGAUGUUGACUUUGACUUUGCUGGACCUGCAAUCCAUGGUUCAGCUGUCUUUGGUUAUGAGGGCUGGCUCGCUGGGUACCAGAUGACCUUCGACAGUGCCAAAUCAAAGCUGACAAGGAAUAACUUUGCUGUGGGCUACCGGACCGGGGACUUCCAAUUACACACUAAUGUCAAUGAUGGGACAGAAUUUGGAGGAUCAAUUUAUCAGAAAGUGUGUGAAGAUCUUGACACUUCAGUCAACCUGGGUUGGACAUCAGGAACCAAUUGCACUCGCUUUGGCAUUGCUGCUAAAUACCAGUUGGAUCCCACCGCUUCCAUUUCUGCAAAGGUCAACAACUCUAGUUUAAUUGGAGUGGGGUACACUCAGACUCUGAGGCCUGGUGUCAAGCUUACACUGUCAGCUCUGGUAGAUGGGAAAAGCAUUAAUGCUGGAGGCCACAAACUUGGGCUUGCCCUGGAAUUGGAGGCUUAAUCCGGCUGAAGACACCUCUGGGAAUGGAUAUCAGAAGAUUUGGCCUUAAUAUAUUUCCAUUGUGACCAGCAGGCUUUUCCCACUCUCCUCACAAAGGUGAUCAAAACAAAGGAUGAUCUAAACAAGAGCUGUAUUUUAAAUAUUUAGACAGUUACUUGUUUCUAGUUGAAUUGGUUAUCUGUCUAGUUACCAAUGCUGCAGCCUUGCAGUCACCUAUACAUUAUUUAAAUGUAUUUAACUGUUAAAUGCGCUACCCACCAGUAAUGAAAUAGAUCUUUAUGAAAACUGUG